AUGAUUCUGGCCAGUUACACUACUUUUAGCAUGUGUAUACUUGGGUCUUAAACUUAAUAAAGACCUUUGAGGAACAAUGUGACGAAAAUUUAAUAGGUAUUUCAAACUUGGAAAGACGCAAUUUACAAGUAAUAAAUGAUAAAUCUUAUAGUAAAAUAUAAGCUUAAAAGUUGUAUAAUGUUUUGUAUUUUCACAGGAGUAGUCACCUAUCAAAGGAGCAUCCAAGGAGAAUAUAUAAUAUAAACAUCGUAGGUAAAUUAGGAUAGGUAUUGAAAUAAAGUUUCCAUCAAUUUAGUUUAUUUUUAAGAAGAAUUUUUUAUUACACAAAAUGUAGUUUUAUAUAAUUUAAAUUAAAUUGCUGUAACAAGAACUCUAAACAUUAACUGAUUUGCAGAACUACCAAGGUGUUAAAUCUUGACAGAAAGUUUUUAAAGCGGAUAACAGUAUUAGAAGCAAAUUCUUUUAAUACAUUUUGUCAAUAAUCAUUAAAAUGGCAAUAAUCGUUUUUGUUUCAUUCUUCAUUCAGUCUCAUCAAUCAUAUCAAUUUUUCAGGAUCCUAUGAUUCUUUUUCAUAAUAUACAUGUACCAACCCAAUUAAAUAGAGGUUAUCUACUAUUUUAUUUUUUUUGAAAAAUAACAUUAUGAUCCAUUUUAUAUUGUUGCCUUUCAAGUUUUAAUACUUCCGAUUAAAGACAACUCAUAGAAUUAUAUGCAGUUAAACAAAAUUUGAUUUUUUAAUAAUGGAACAAUUUGCUAAUUUUCUAACCUUUCUUAAAUUCUUUUAGCAAGAGAUUCUAAAAAAGACAAUAAUACUUGGCCAUAUUUUAUCUUCUAAAAACAGAAAUGAAGUAAUAAUUGCUAAAUAUUUUGGAUUUAUUCAUAAAUCAUUUUUCUUAUAUAAUAUGAAAUUUUUCUAUAUUUUAUUAGGGUGCUUCAUUACCUAAUUAAAUUCAAAGUGCAAUGAAUUAUAAACACAACCUUAUAUUACUUGUUAAUCAUUCACAUAAAAUUGUUAUAUUUUAGAAGGAGAUGUGGAAGAUUAUUACGAACUUCAGCAAGUCAAUUAUCAAAUUGUAGAAGAGUCAUUCUAAAUUCCAUACUAACAAGAGCCAAUUUUAAUAAGAGUCAUCAAUUCCUUGAAUCAAAAUAAAAUACAAGAAAAGUUAAUUUGCUUCUUGUUGGUUAACCUCGAGUAUUAUAUCACUUGUAUGGGCUUUGAUUUAAUUUUUUAUGAGAGAUAAACUGAUUAUAGUGAAUUAAUUAGAAUAGAUACUAAAAUAUUAGCUAACGAACUCUGUGAUGAAUUAUAUACAAAUGAAGAUGGUAGUAUGAGUUUAUUUUGUCUCAGUUAAUCUUCUCUAAAAUAAUAUUCUUUGAAUUUCAAAAGGGAUGUGACAUUAAUUUAGGAGUAUAAGGUGUCAGAACAAAGAUAGGAUUAAUGCAAAAAAUAAUAGAUUAAGUGGAAAGAAAAUUAUUAUAUAAUCGCUUUUUAUCAAUGCUCUAGAUGGAAACUUAUGGUAAUAGAAAACAAUGAUGUUGAAACGAUAUUAUAAGCUUAAAUGGUGUAUGAAGGCAUUUCGAUGUCAAGACUCUCUUACAUCGAUGAUGUAACUUUUAGUGAACCCAAUGAUUUAACUUCAACUAUUUAUUUGGUAGAAAAUGAUUUUUAUGUGUAAUUCCAGUUGAACAAAAUUGAAACUAGUACAUUAAAUUACUAAUUAAAAUAACACAAAAAUCGAAUUCAAAAAAUAGUAUAACAAAGACAUUAGAUAAUGGUUUUAACCUACUAAUCAAUUAAGACUGAUUCAUAACGACUUGAAACAGAAAUCAUACUUGAUCAACCCUAUCCAACCAAUAAUAUUCACUUUUAUUAAAAUCUUCUUUUCCUUUAGAACUAAUUUGAAUUAAAUGUAUUAAUUAAUGCUCGCAUUAAUUAGACAUAUCAAAUAUGUAAUACUUCAUUGUAAUUUUUUGAUUUUACUAAUUUAUUCUGCUAGUUUGAUUCGACCAAAAAAGUGAUAUAAUUUUAUAAAUAUUAAGCGUUAAGUGCGUUUAUUAAACCUAAAUUGAAGUAUUUAUACGUAAUUCCAAAAUACAAUUUGUUAACAAGAGAUAAAGUUUUCAACUGUUUUAGAAUGUUAUACGAUAAUAAUACUGAAGUGUAAACAUCCUAAGUCACUGCGUUGGUAAGAAUCAAAAAUAAUUGUUAAAAUAAGUAAUCAAUAUUAUUGGAUCAAUAUGCUUAGUUUCUUAAAAAUAGUACUUACAAUUUAUAUAGUAGUGAUAGUAAUGUUAAGGUAAGUAUCAUUAAAAAUUAAGAAUUUAAAAAUGAUUGUUUAUCAAGGCUUUAAAACAUGUAUUUUAAAGAUAAAUUUUAGUUAAAAGAGAUAAUAAAAGGAAACAUAUUAUUUUAGGAUGAAUCAUUUUUUUAUAUCUAUAAUUGCGAACAACAUAAAUUUUAAGUUUCCAUUAACUUAGAUUAAUAUCAAGUACUUGAAUCUAAAUCAUCCAUCUAUUUUGUGAACAGAAAUAAUAGUAAAGUAUUGAGAGGAGUUGAAUUUUCAACAGACUUUAUUUAAAACUUCAAAAUCAAAUUUAAUGAAACGAUUACAAGCUUUUAGCAAUUUUAAUAAAGUAUAGUAAUUUUUACAAACAGCUCUAAUUUGCCUUAUAUUAUAUUAAUGCCGUCUUAGCAAAUUUCCUUAGAGAAUUAUCUAUCAAAAAAUCUGUAUUAGCCUGGACCUAUUCUAUUCUAUUUUGAGUUCGGAAACUAAAGGAUUAUUCAAUAUGAAAAGAUUUUAGCAACCCAAAAUUACGAAAAUUUAGGAUUUUAUCAAUUCCCUGAUUCAUUAAUUAUUUCUAUUCAAACUAGUAAUAUAAUUGACCGUCACUUUAUAGUUGCGAUACAAAACUCAACUAGAUCUUUAAUUGUAGAUUAUUUAUACGAUUAAUAACUACAUCAAAUAUCAAAUUACACUUUUGAGGCCUAUUCAUUUUAUUAUCCUUUUAAGUACAAAAUAAAUAUCCAAAACAUAGCAAUUUUAAUUGAAUAAAAUAAUUCACUAUAUAUUGCCAUUUUUUAAUAUAAUGUAUCAAUGUCAUCAUUAAUUGAAAUUAUUUAAACUGAUGAUUCCUUUUUUUCAUUUGAUUCUGGUAGCUUAUUUUAUUCCUUUAAUAAAGUAUGGAGGUAUUCAUACUUAAAAACAUUUUUUGUGGAAUUAGAGAUAGAAAAACCUCAUUAAAAUGCUUUGUCUUCAAACUUUUCAAUAAAUUUAAAUGAGGGUCUUUAAUUACAGAUUUAAAUUGAAAAUCGAUGCUUUGAGUUGCAUUCUGUCAUGAAAUCAUCUAGAAUUGAAAUUUUUAAUAAAAAAAGUUUAAAAUUAAAUAUUUCCUAGAUUUUUUAUGGUCCAAUUAGUAAUUUGACACUCCUAAAUAAUUCAAACAUUAUUUUGAAGGGACCUUUUUAAUUUAAGUAGGCACUUGCAAUUUGUAUAGAAUAAACCUCAACAAUCUGCUUUAGAGAAUAUCAUUAUAAUAACAAAAGUUUUACAGUAUUGUUUAAGGAAAAUAAUAUGUUUGAUGUAAUUACAAGAUAUUCAUAAAAUGAUUAUUAUGUAACUUGGAUGAAAUAGUAAUAUUAUCUUUGUACUUCAUUCUUAUUUAGUUAAUUAAUUAUUGAAUUAAUUGAGUGUUCAGACAAUUAAAGUGGAGAUUGUAAAGUGGUCUCAAGAUUAGAUGACAAUUUCAAAAUUAAUUAUUUUAAUAUUGCAGACAUAAUAAGAGUUGGUAAUAUAUUAAGAAUCAAAGACAACAAGAAUAAAGCAUUUAUUUUUAUUGAUGAUAUCCAUUUUAAUAUAUAAAUGUUACCUGAUUUUAUAAUAGAUAUCUAAUAUAUUGAAAAAUCUAAUAAUUAAUAUCUCAUCCUAUAGAUUAAUGAAGAUUCAAAGGAUUUAGAAUUUUCUAUAUACUCGAUCAAUUUUCAUUAGAAAUAGUAGAUAUACUCAUUUUCAAUUAAUCAAAAAAAUUAUGCCGAUUUGAUAUAAAAAGGAAUGCUUGUUUAAAUGAAAUUAGUCUCAUGUAAAUAUUCUAGAGAUUUGCUUAAUAUUAAACUUCUCAUUGUGGGUUAAUCUUUUUCAUAACUAUUUUUACUAAAUUUAGAUUAAUAGAAGAAUUAAAUUGAAUUCUAACCAUAAGCCAAGUUUAGAAAUUCCAUCCUUUAAAAUGAUUUUGAAAUCGCAGAUUUUGUGAUUUAAUAUAUAGACGAUACUAUAUUGGUGUUAAAAUAAAAUGAGAAUAUUUUCUUUCAAUUUUAUGAAUUUGAAAAUGAAAGAAAGUUCUAUGACUAUUUUCAUAAAUCUUAAUUUUCAAUGUAAAUACUCAGAUUAAAUACUACUCAUUUAAUUUUCUAUGACCUUUUAUAGAUAUAAUUAGGAAAAAUUGAAUAUGAGUUAGAAAUAUAAAAUUGCGAUGAAAAUGAAUACAAUUUUUAAUUACUCGCCUAAAAUGAGAUAUCAAAUGAAAAAGUAUCCAUGUAAAUAAAGAUUAAUUAAAUUGAAACAAAUUAAUAGCUUAUGAAUAGUAUUUUAGGAGUUUAAAUAUCAUGCUUUGUUUUCAUACUUAUAUACACAAGAAAGAAUAAAUCUAAAUCUAGGAAUAGCAACCAAAGUAGUCGAUUAUGA
Paramecium octaurelia is the source of this 4679-nucleotide messenger RNA. NCBI's taxonomy places the organism in Eukaryota, Ciliophora, Oligohymenophorea, Peniculida, Parameciidae. The record is from the annotation of a GenBank genome assembly.